Jatropha curcas is the source of this 3413-nucleotide messenger RNA. Lineage: Eukaryota; Viridiplantae; Streptophyta; Magnoliopsida; Malpighiales; Euphorbiaceae. The record is from RefSeq and is a predicted model, not a curated record.
UUUAUCCGUAGGCGAUUUGUCUCACUCCGCUUAGGUUUCAUUUUAUGCUGCCGUUGUACGGACGGCCACCACAAGUGUGAGAGUAUAAUAAAAUUGCCGCCUCUCGCCGCUCAAAUCCGCAACUUCCCAAAUUUCACUCCUACUUUUACGAGGUGCAGUUAUAUGUUCAAAGAGACAGCUUCACUGGCAGCCGGCAUUUUAUUGAUUUUCUUAUCUACUCGGCAUAAGGAAAAAUAUGAAAAAAGUAGUGAGAUACCGAAAGAUCACUACCAUGAAGGAACUGCUGCGCGGACAAGGCCUUUAAGCUUUGAUGAGAUAAUGUCGAAAAGGAAAAACAAAAAGAAAUUGUUUGAAAAUGAGAAAGUUGGAGUUGUAGAAGAUAUAUCAAGAGAUGGGAAUACUGAAAAAUUAAAUGAUCAGUCUAGAAGGGGUAAUUCGCGAAGUAAAGAUUCUUCUCAUGGUGUCAAGAAGCAUUUUCCAGAGGGAGAUGCAAAGGCAAGUUUGAAAAAGAAAGAGAAAAACACUUUCAUGAAGGAUGACUAUUCUAAAAGAAAUGAUAGAGAACUUGGGGAUUCAGAAAUCAAAUUGAAGGCCAAAGUGGAUAAAGAUCUGAAAGCUAAAGGCAAGUCUGAUGAAAAAAACUAUGGCAGCAGAAAAAGAGAUGAGGGACGUAGCAAUAAUGUUGAAAAUGAAGCUUUAAAGAAACAUUCAAGAGAUUUCCCAGAAAAGGAUAGGCACAUGAAUGGAACUGUUGGAAAAUCUGAACGAGAAAACAAGAGAAAAUACCGAAGUGGAGCUGAUGAGAAAAAUAGAGAUAGGUAUACUACAAGGAAACAUGAUUUGGGGAAAGUGCAUGAUUCAGAAACUUCAGACAGAAAGAAUAGGAAGGAAUUAUCAAAAUCCCGUUAUGAAGAAUUAAACUUGAAAAGAAGGCGAUCGAGGAGUAGAGAGCAUGUGGACGGAAAGAAACGGUCUAUUUCACCCUUCCCAAGGUCACAAAAACAUGUGUCUUAUUAUAGUAGGGAGCAUGAAGAGCCAACGUCAUCCCUUAAAGGGAGAUCUGAACGGCCACAUUCUGAUACUGACAAGAGCAGAGUUCUGAAUAAUGGUUCAAGUGGCCACUAUAAGAGACAUGGUGGUUCCACAAGUGGGCUUGGCGGUUAUUCACCAAGGAAGAGAAGAACUGAUAAUGCUGCCAAGACUCCUUCUCCACCUAAGCGAUCACCAGAGAAGAAAAGUGCUAAAUGGGACCUGGCACCAGCAGUUGCUGACAACACCUUUUCUGUGUCAAUUCCUUCUAAUUUUCAACUGUCAAAUCAAUUAACACCCUCAAAUAUGCAUGAAGCAAUCAGUGCAGUUUCUUUUGCUUCAACCAUAUUGAAGCCUCUUUCGGUUCCGUUCGGUAUUUUGUCAACCAAUAAGAAUGAUUCUAUUGACUCCGUUCAACUAACACAAGCUACCCGUCCUAUGAGGAGGCUGUAUGUGGAAAAUAUACCAGCUUCAGCCUCUGAGAAAGCCGUGAUGGAAUUUUUGAAUAAUUUUUUGAUUUCUUCGGGUGUUAACCAUAUCCAAGGAACCCAACCGUGUAUUAGCUGCAUUAUACACAAAGAAAAGGGUCAAGCUCUUGUAGAAUUUCUUACACCUGAGGACGCUUCAGCAGCUCUUUCUUUUGACGGCAGGUCCUUCUGUGGUUCCAUAAUAAAAAUCAGACGCCCCAAAGACUUUGUUGAAGCGGCAACUGGUGAACUGGAAAAAUCAGUGGCUGCAGUUGAUGCAAUUAGCUGUAUCGUAAACGACACACCUCACAAGAUAUUCAUUGGUGGAUUUUCGAAGGCUUUUUCUUCUAAAAUGAUCAUGGAGAUUGCAAGCGCUUUUGGACCUUUGAAGGCAUACCAUUUUGAAAACAGUGAUGAUCUCAGUGAGCCAUGUGCUUUUCUAGAGUAUGCAGACCAAUCAAUCACACUCAAAGCUUGUGCGGGUCUCAAUGGUAUGAAGUUAGGAGGGCAAGUAGUAACUGCAGUUCAAGCUGUUCCAAAUGCACCAGCCUUGGCAAAUAGUGGGAACCCACCGUCCUAUGGGAUCCCUGAGCAAGCAAAGGCGCUUCUUAAGAAGCCUACAGAAGUUCUAAGGCUUAAAAAUGUGUUUGAUCCAGAUGCCUUCCCAUCAUUGUCUCACGUGGAAAUUGAGGAAGUACUGGAAGAUGUGCGCCUAGAGUGUACAAGGUUUGGCACUGUUAAAUCUGUUAAUGUUGUCAAGUACAGUGCAGCUCCCAUUUCGUCCUCAGUUGCAUGUGGAGUUAUUGAGGAUGUGGAUUUGCCUGGAUCUCUGCAAAAAUUGGUGUGUAAUGAAGCAUAUGCUGAAACAGUUACGAUCAAACAAACUGCUGAGCCAAAAAUUGUGGAAAGCAAUGGUAUUGAGGAUGAUAAACCUGGAGGCAGUGUUAUGGAGGAUGAGACAUGUCAUCCAGGCCAAUCUGAUAGUAAUGUGGUUGUUGAUAAUCAGUCUGCCAAUAGUAUACCUGAUUCUCAAGAACACUUUCAGAAGACAUCAAAAGAUGAAUCAGAAUGCUUUGGUGACAAGGUCAUUGAUAAUAUUCAAAUAAAGGAUAGGAACCUGGAAGACCAAUUGCCCAUCAGAGAAGAAUCGGAUUUGGAGGAAGUCAGUGGAAAAUCAAAGGAACUGCUUGUAGAUGAUCAUGAUUAUAUGAUAGGAUCAGAUGCAAUUGAGAAGGGAGACUGUGAGCAACAGAAUUGUGAUCCUGACCAUAUUUUUGAGUCAGGCUGUGUUUUUGUAGAGUUUAGAAGAACAGAAGCCUCAUGUAUGGCUGCACAUUGUUUGCAUGGACGCCUAUUCGAUAGCCAUACUGUGACAGUGGAGUACGUUCCUCUCGAUGUCUACCGCGCCAGGUUUCCAAAAUAAGCAUAUUGAUGAUGAAACUGAGAGAGAAGCUGGAAGAUGACUAUUGUUCUAUCAGUGGUUGGAAAUGACUCAUUCUGACAUUUUGAUUUUUGAAAGCCUUCAACACUGCUCUUAUCAGCAUUUACCAAUAUGACAUAUAGGAAACAAUCAGUUCCACUGCUGAAAGAAAUUGAGUGGCUGGCGCAUGGAAUCCGUGAAGGACCUGGAUGAUCUUGACCCAGUCAGUUGAGUCUUGCUUCUGAUACAUAUAUAAGAUAAUGCUGGAAGAAAUGACUUGGGACAUACAUUUUCUAUAUCUACGGUCUAAUAGAAGAGAGAAUCAAACAAUUUGUUUUGUUUUUAUGUGUUUUUUGUUCGUCCGAACUAUGUCCCCCUAGCUUUGAAGCUCUAAUUAGUCUCACCUUAACGCCUCGCUAAAAUACCUAUAAAAAAUAUUUAUCAUUACAUUAAUUUUUUUUUAUUUUUAAAUACCAUAUAUUUUGGAUUUGACGCAA